AUGGUGGCCAGCAUCGAUUCUGCUAAAGUUCGGGAGCUCGAAAAUGAGCUGAACGGUAUUCGGAGUGCAUUCAAACAAUACAUUAAUAAUACGAGGGAAACAGAGACGGGGCUUGAUCAAGAGUUGGGGAAUAUGAACAACAAACUCGUAAAUACAGCAAAUGCAAAUGUUGACUUGGCGAAUCGACUUGAAACAAUGGCACCAUUGAUUAGUAGUCUGGAGAACUCUCUGGGGGAAAGUAAGAAACAGCUUCUAGAAGAGUCGCGUCUGCGAAGAGAAAUGGAGGCAAAAUUGAAGGCUGUUGAUGGCAAACAUUUUGCAUUUCGACAAGAAUUUGAUUCUUUGCGGGAGGAGAAUUCUACACUGCGCGAAGAACUUGACGGGAACCGAAGUCAAUGGGAAGAGUUUCGUUCCAUAGUAGGCUCCAACCGAGAAAUAAGGACGAGCCGACUGGGAGACAGAUCAGUUGUUACAGAUGAUGCUAGGCGCUCGGAUUGUGAUACAAUAUCAGCAGCCAAUCUGACAAAGGGUAGUAGCAUUCCUCUGGAUGACACGUAUUUAGAAGUGCUGGAUGAACUGGAGACCGUGACGGAACAAUUGAUAUCAACGCAACAAAAGCUCUGGAUUACAGAAGAUAAAUUGGGAAUUGCCACAGCACGUAUUGAAGAUAUGGAAGAUCAAGAGCAAAGGCAUUUAAAUACCGAAAAGAAACUGCUUGCAGCCGAGGCUAGAUUGCGAGAACUUGAAGGAAACCAAGGUAGACUCAGACUCGCAGAAGCUCGGAUGCUUCAACUCGAAAACCAAAUGGUAUCGGACGAAACUCUUCAUGAUAGGGUCCUGGAGUUGGAGAAGGAGCUUGUGGCAGCGAAUAACCAUAUUCAGUACUCGAACGAGCUGAAUGGGACAAGAAUCGAAGAGUGCAAAACAAAUGCCAGGGCUGUCAACCACGAGCUUAAAGUCAAGAUAGAAGAAAAUGAGAUGCUGUUGGAACAAGUAUCGCACUUACAACAGCAUAUUGCUGGUGAAGCUGCAAGAUUCGAAGCGACAAAAAUGAUGGAACCUCCCGGUAGCCAAGACCAGGACCACGAAGUGGAAGCCAUGCGUAGUAAAAUUGACAAGUUGUCCCAGGAAAACAGUGCGUUAAAGGAAAUCAUCAUUCAACUAGAAAAAGGCCCUGGAACACCAUCUAUGCCGAAUGGUGGCGGCUUCGCUGAACUCAAGGAUGAGAUUGAGAAUUUGCAUUUCGAAUUGACUGCAACAAAAGACAAGCAUCGAUUGACUCUGCUGGAAAAUGAUGCUGCCUGGCGCCGAAAGCUAGAGAAAGCUCGUGGAGGUACCAGGUCAGAGAUGCAGGCAAAACAAAUGACUUCCGAAGGGAAAGACAAAAUCGUCGAAGGCCUACAGGAACAAAUCAAAAUUUUGUGUAAAGAGCGGGAUCUGCUGGAAGGAAAGGCUAUUGAUUUGGAGAACGAGAAUUUCGAAAAAGACCAUCAUAUCCAGGAUAUUGAAGGCCGACUUCUCGAUCUUCAGAAAGAAAAGUCCAGGCUGGAACAGAGUAUACGGUCUUUGAAAAGUACCGGACAAGCUUCAUCGGCUAUCAUUGAAGAAUUGAAGGCUGAACAGGGCGUGCUUGAGGCUGGACUGAAAGCGAUGGAGCCAUUGGUGAACGAUUGUGGAGAGAAUGAUACCGAUACAGUGUCGGAGCUAGACUUGAUCGAGCGUGUGAGGAAAUUGUGUAGGUCCCUAAAAAAUUCAAAUCAGAAGCCACAAGACGUGGACAUGAAACAAAUCGAGGAGCUACGAGAGGAGCUUGAUAGAGUGACUGAGGAACUAGCAGCUUCCAAAGCAUCACAAAAGAGGCUGAAGAGAGCGCUUAAUCUUCGAGGGGAUCAAGAAGACGAAAUAGAUGGCAUUCGGUCACAAUUUCGACUGACAAAAAGCGGCCAAUUGCAACAGAGAAACCCAUAUGCACGAGAUCCAGAACCUCACGAUGAAGCCCCUCCGGGUGGUUGUCUGAGAUGGAUGCCGAACACAAACAGUUUGAAUAUACAUUCACCUUCUCACUGCAGAAGUGAUCCACCAACAAGAGACUCUCAGCCGCAUGGCGAUUCUUCGGAUUUACGAUGGCUGCUCCAACGAUUGGAGGCCGUUGAUAGAGAAAAUCGAAUAUUGAGAAGUAGCGGUGGUGAUGAGAAGUCAGUCAAGUUUCUGGAUGGGGGGACAAGCUUGACUUCCAGUCGAGAUGCAGAGCUUCGAAAGGAAUCAAUUCGUCGCAUGGAAAAUUACUUGGAAAAUGAGAAGUCAGGCAUUACCAGGGAUGAUGUGGAGUCAGAUAUUUUGCUCAAGCUAACUGCAGAAAGGAAAGAUCUCCAAGACCAAAUUGUGGAAUUGAAGCAAGCACUAUCGACCUCUGAGCUUUCAAAGAAUGAAAGCGGAGAAGAGCUCAAAGCCUCCCAAGGCGAGAUAUCACGACUCCGAAAUUCGAUUUUGAGCUUGAAAGAGGCCAUCUCGAAGUUGAGAAACGAAUACAACAACAUUCUCGAAGAAGCAGAAGAGAGGGAACAGCAAAAUAGAUCUGAAAUUGCCGGAUUUGCAACCCAAUUCAAUGAGCUUGUGGAAUCAAACGAAGAACUCGAAGAAUCAAACAAUGCAAAGGUCAAACAAAUCCAGACUCUGACGCAAGAAAUAGCAUUGGCGCAAGAUUCCAUUCACACUGCGAACGAAAAGUAUGAAGAUGCUGCCACAGAGCUGGAAUCUGCGAAAAAAAUGGUCGAUGAAGUUCGAGAAACUGCUGAGCAGAAAGGUAGAGAAGUUGCUACAGCAGAACUACGUGCUGAAAUGAGAGAAGAACGAGAAAAAGAACGACUAGAGAUAAAAGCUCAGUUGGAGGAAGCGCAUCGAGAAAACAUCAGACUAAGAAAAGUGAUGAAAGCACAUGGUGAGAAGUCAUUCAAAUCACUACAGACUUUCAAAAUGAAACUCGAGGACGCCGUGGCAAAAUCUGAGCGUUGGCAACAGGCAAGCGAGAAAGCACAUAUGGAAAUGAAUCGAAUGAUGGAAGAAGAGAAGCGUCUGAAAAUGGACUUGGAAGCACUGACGAAUGAACUCCUUGCCACGCGAGAUGAGCUUGACUUUGCAAACUCAUCGUUGACAAGACGUCGGACAGAUCGGGUGAAACUAAAACGUUCCAAAUCUCUCGGACUUCUUUCAACCGGAACCGACGAGUACAAAUUGUACAAAGACCUUCACCAAAAGAUCCAACAAGUGAUUGCAAAAGUAGCUGAUGUGGAUAGCGAUUCAAUGAUGCAUUCUCGAAGGACAGAGGGGCUUCAUCUCAAGGCUCAACUGACGGAUAUUGAUAUGUCGAUUAACAAGAUCUUCAGGGAGAACAUCAUGCUCGAAGAGGAACUAGACUACCUCAACAGCACGAUUGAUGAAACUCGGGAAGCCGCCGCGAAGAAAGGUAGAAGGGAAGCCACACGGGAAGCAUGGUCAGAGAUCAGGGAGCGACAAGAGAAUGAUAUCAGAGAUUUCAAGGAUCAGUUCUCAUCUCUUGUUGAAGAGAAUCGGUACCUCGAAACACAACUGCGAAAAUACGAAACAGAAAGAGCCGAUUCCGAUGACUCGACCAGUGUAAUGGAGUUAGGGAAUGCAGACCUUUGGAAGGAAGUCGAAUUGUCGAAUCUAGAGGCCAAAAAACUUUCGCAAGAUUGUCUUAGGCUGCGAUUGGCAAUGGAAUCAAUGAAGGACGAACACGAACAAGUCCUGGACGAGUUGAAGAUGCAGAUGAGGGGAGAAUCCGAGGGUAUUAUCUUGAGACUCAAAAGCGAAGUUCGAGAACUACGAUCCGAGAUUUCUGAAAUGCAGCAGAUUACAGAUGAGCCGAGGCGCAAAGAGAAAGAGUAUGACCGUGAGAUCAAACGUCUUGUCCAUGUACUAUCCAAUUCUCAAAAGACGCUUGACAAGGUAAAUGAAGAAAGGAACAAAAUGGCAGAGGCAAUGAAAGUCACGAAGUCGUCUUCAGCACAAGUGAUUGAGAAACUUAGAUUCAAGCUGCUAUCUUCGUCCCAAGAGAUAGCCGAGCUGAGCUCGAAAGUGUCAGACUUGACUCUUACAAUAGACGAACAAAAGAAGGACCUUCUACAUUCCCAACAGCAGGAAAAUCAAAACGACCAAGAGGGUGAAAGACAAGAGGUUCAUAACAACCAUAUCAAUUCCAGCUCUCUCCACGAAUAUACCAACGAGCUCGAAGCCACUCUAAAGUUGUCACGGGAUGAAGUGGUCCGAUCGAAAGACGAACUUCUUCGAUUGAAGAAAAGAUUGAAAUGUUUGCAGAAGGAGGCCAAGGAGCAUUUGACCGCUCUCAACAUCGUAAAGACAGAACUUGCAAAGGAAAGACUGAAUAGGGAUCAGACGAUAAAGGUCCUCGAAGCUAUCAACAGCCGCUUGAAUUCGGUGGAGGGAAUGACACCGGGACAUGAGCUCGGAAGGACUACAGAAACUACACAAAUGGCCGAACGACUGGAAUGGAGAGUUGAGAAAUUGAUAUCCAUAAUGAAUGAUGCCAAAUUAGAAAAGCAAGACCGAAUGAAGCUUCAGGUACACGUCGAAACAAGCGAAAUGAAGUUCACCCAAGCAAAGAAAGAAGCAUCGAGGCUGGAACAGGAGGUAUCGCGGCUAAUCACUGAGCUGAAUACUACCAAGAACAAGCACUCCAAAGCCAAUACAAAAGAUGACUUUCUGGCACUAGAUAAACGACCCAGACCAGAGGUUGCAACAGCGAAAAACAAGCAUCAUCAGCAGCUAUAUAAGGAUACUUCCACCACCAAGCUCCCUUUGAUGAAUCAAGCAUUGAAUCGGAGACCAAAACUUCGAACUGACCCAGAACCCAGAGACUCAAUGGAUAGUGAUAUCAUAUCGGAGGUCGCAUCCAUGAAGUCGACAGAGUCUACCGAUUAUAUGGCCGGACUCAGUUCCGAAUUGAUUAGGACCACGGCGGCCUCCUCAGGUGAACCGGCGUCGCCUCAAAAGCGAUACGAAACUGUUGACAUUCGAUCGGAAGCAGACUGCGCCAUCAUUGAUGUGGAAAGGUUUCAAGUUGAAAAAAGGCAUGACCCUCCAAGCCAAAGUGAUCUGCGGAUGGAUAAUGCUAUCUAUCAUGUGUGA
Molecule: messenger RNA, 5166 nt
Organism: Cylindrotheca closterium
Lineage: Eukaryota; Bacillariophyta; Bacillariophyceae; Bacillariales; Bacillariaceae
Source: the annotation of a GenBank genome assembly